Rubroshorea leprosula is the source of this 648-nucleotide messenger RNA. The record is from the annotation of a GenBank genome assembly. NCBI's taxonomy places the organism in Eukaryota, Viridiplantae, Streptophyta, Magnoliopsida, Malvales, Dipterocarpaceae.
AUGACUCUCAUAGAAAUGUAGUCGUCAUGGUGAUCGCGAAGGAAAUCAGUGGAGAAGAUUUAGGUUGGUUCACGAAGGAAAUCGAGGGAGAACAUUCAGGUUGUGUCGAAACUUAUAGCAGAGAGCAAGAAGAUGCACCUAUGAAGAAGACUCGCAAAAUUAGAUUUUGGGCAAAAGGAGCUAGGAAUAAGAAAGAGGGAGGAAGGCGAGUGCAAUGUGGUGAGUUCGUUGGACAGAGAAGGGAGGUAGCAGCAGGUCGAAUGGAGAAAAAGUGAGCUGUUAUCUAGCAAGAGGUAUGUAGCCAAAAGAUAAUUAGUACCUUUUCCCCUGUAAUGUAAAUAAAUAUCUGUAUUCUGAUUGUAAUCAUUUUGGAAACUUUUGAUAAUGAUGUUUUCUUCUUUGUAUGUAUAGAGAAACAUCUAAGGACUUAGGGCAACCUGUCAAUUGUAUGUGAAUGUCAAAUGAUGGCAACUGUAUAUUGGCCAGUUGCUUAGAUUCUACUAUGCGCCUUUUGGACUGGUAUUGUCAUGUACUUGUGUGGACUCUUGCUGUAGGUUAUUUUUCUGGCUUUUGCUAACCUUUAUCUUGGGUCUUUUGCAUGCUAGGUGUACAGGUGAACUGUUGCAAGAAUACAAAGGACACGCUUGU